UAGAAAGGCAAAUUCAGAGAUUCCGUGCGUGAGGAGUGCAUGAUAGAUGAGUGCGACGAAUGAUCGAUCACCGGAUACAGAUGAAAUGCUACACAGCACACGCAUCGUUUUCCAGCUCAAGCUACUAGGUGGCAGACACGUCCGCUCGCUUCCCGUAAUUAACCCCGUUUCGAUCGAUCACUCUACGGAUCAGCUGCCUCCUGCGUGGCGCUUCUUCCAUGUAUCCUAUGUCAGCCAUGAAUUUGUUCACGUUGUCACACCCUCUCUAGAAAAGUUCAUAAUCUUCGACAGGGAAACCGCUUGCCGAAGCAAGUGUGUGCAGCGACCCUUCGCUGAAUAUUGGAAUGAAGAAGUAGAUCACGGACCGGGCUUCGCUGUACAUGUUACUGAUGCCCGUAUAAUUACCUUCCAAAGAAAGCAUGUUCCUUAGCACAUCUCCCUCUCUCUUUAAUUAGUCUGGCCGGCUGUAUGAUUGUGAACUCUUGAUAGUGCUGACCACUACGCAUCUCCAGCUAGCAUUAACUAGGCUAGCGUGGUGCUCAACGGCGACGACUAACUAACAAGCACCGGCCGCGGCCGGGGAGGCGGGCCGGAACCGCCCGCGGCGAUAUGUUGGAGCUGUCUGUGAAGCGGGUGGCGCGGCUGGCGAUGGCGAUCACCGGGCGGCUGGAGAAGGCCGGAAUGGUGCUACUCCUCACCGUGAUGGCGGCCUCCGCCGUCGCCGCCGUGCUGUUGCUGCUCGCCUGCCCCGCGUCGCCCCGCUGCUCGGUGGCCUUCGGGUCCGCCCUGUCCGCGCCUAAGAAGCUCUGGGGUUUUGGCUUCUCCGUCGCGCCAGAGUCGUCGGCGUUGGAUUCCGGCGAGUGCGACAUCUUCGACGGAGAGUGGGUGUGGGACGACAGCUACCCGCUCUACGAGUCCAGGGACUGCCCGUUCGUGGACACCGCGUUCCGUUGCUCGGAGAACGGCCGCCAGGACACGUCCUACGCUAAAUGGCGGUGGCAGCCGUCGCACUGCGAUCUUCCCAGAUUUGAUGCUAAAAGUAUGCUCGAGAGGUUACGAAACAAAAGAGUGGUAUUCGCUGGUGAUUCAAUUGGCAGGAACCAAUGGGAAUCCCUGCUUUGUAUGCUCGCUACUGGUGUUUCAAAUAAGAGCUCUAUCUACGAAAUUAAUGGCAAUCCCAUCACAAAGCACAAGGGUUUCUUGAUAUUCAAGUUUACAGACUACAAUUGCACUGUGGAGUAUUACAGAUCUCCUUUUCUAGUCCCUCAAGGUCAUGCACCAGCUGGAACCCCCAUUAUUCUUAAUAGUACAAUCAGGGUGGAUGUCAUGGAUUGGAUGUCGGAGUAUAACCGGGGUAAGUGGAGUGACGCUGAUCUCUUAAUCUUCAACUCGGGGCAUUGGUGGUUAUACGGUAAAACAAUCGGAAGCGGUAACUAUUUUCAAGAAGGGGAUGAGGUGAAGAUGAACAUGACUGUCAGUGAUGCUUACAUAAGGUCAAUACAGACACUGUCCGACUGGCUUCACAGAGAAAUUAACACGAGCAAGACGCAUGCCAUUUUCCGUACAUAUUCUCCCACGCACUUCAGCGGCGGUGACUGGAGUACCGGAGGGACUUGUCAGUUGGAUAACCUUCCGGAUAUGACGCCGUUUAAAUCGUUGGAGCAAUGGGCUGACAUGCUUAAACCCGUGAACGAUGUUCUAGGCAGCAACUUCAGGCCCAAGCUGUCUGGGUUAGAAAUAUUGAAUGUAACGAGGAUGACGGCCCAACGAAGGGACGGUCACCCCUCAUUGUUCAUCAGUCCUUCAGAUUCAAGUCAAAAUCUCAGCAGAACACCGAUAAAAACAGAAGUGGAGGAUUGCAGCCACUGGUGCUUGCCGGGUGUCCCUGACACCUGGAAUGAACUUCUAUACGCCCUCUUGAUGAAACCACAAAUAACGUGAAGUGAACAUUGAACAUAGCCACGCAAAGCAUAGUGCAUAUAUAUCUAGUUGGCGCUUUCUUGUUGAUGAGGAGAUCUAAUGCAGUAGGUUAUGCUGACAAACAGUAGUUGUUGAUGGAAAUGGGGGCAGUGGCCGAGGCAGUGGAUCGAGUAGCAGUUAAGGGCGCGUUUGGUUACCUGCAUC
This is a messenger RNA of Lolium perenne, 2124 nucleotides long. Its product is annotated as protein trichome birefringence-like 10. Gene Ontology annotation, cellular component: Golgi apparatus. The record is from RefSeq and is a predicted model, not a curated record. Gene Ontology annotation, molecular function: O-acetyltransferase activity. NCBI's taxonomy places the organism in Eukaryota, Viridiplantae, Streptophyta, Magnoliopsida, Poales, Poaceae.